UUUCAGCAGCAUUGCUAACGAGGUGGGGAGGAUCACCUCCAGUGCUGCUGCGUCGGUUCUGAAAAACGAUAUACUCUAGCGUGGCUCUACAUCUGAGUGUUUGCUUGGUGACAACAUGAGACGCGACUUUGUGUAACAAUGCAUAACUCCCCGUUGUUCCAGUACCUUCAGGAUCUAGGGCACACUGACUUUGAGUCAUGUCCAACAGCGUCGCAGGAGGAGGAGUACGGCGGUGCAGAGGGAGACCUCAGCUCUUCUGGCCAAGAUCAGCAGAAAACCUCAGGAGGAUGUGUAUGGAGACUGGUUGAGGCCUUGCGGAGAUGGAGUCCUCUUCACCAGGCAGCUGAAUCUUGUAAGCUUGAGCAACAGCUGGACAGGAUUUUUGGCCAGUACUCGGUCAGAUGCAUCCUGGACCUGGAUGUGCUGUUGCAGGAGGACGUGGAGCUUAUCGAGCUGUUGGACCCAAGUCUGCUCACUCUCGGCUCGUCGCCCUCCGGCUCCCCCAGCCGAUUGAGCUCUCUGCCAAGACCGAGUCUUGUCCCCAGGCUGUCACUAUGGGAUGUGGCGGGGCUGGUGGGUCUGGCUGCCGUGCUGUUAGGGAUCUGCUGCUCUCCUGACAGCCUGUGGUCUCUAGCUGCUGCACUGUGGGGUCUGGCCCUGUUGGGCUGGGUGGUACUGAGGGGCCUCGCAUUGUGGAGACGAGGGCGCAUGCAAAAAGACGUCCAGACCAGGGGCAGCCGGCUUCAGACUCUGGUCAACAACAGCAAAACUCUGACGGGACUGGCCCGUAAAGCCCUGCGCUUGGUGCAGGAGACUGAGGUCAUCUCCAGAGGGUUCACCCUUUUGCUCGACAGGGUGAGUGCGCCCGGCUCCUUUAGCAGGGCGGGGCCCGGGGUGGUGCCGCGCAACCAGCAGCUGAUGGGACUCAGGAAGGUCCUGUACCGGGCUCUCCGCUCGGCCUUCAGAGCCUCGCGCAGGGCCACCUGUCACAUGCUCAAAGCGUUCCCGCUGAACUCUGAGGUCGACAAUGUGACCAACUACGUGUGCGCGGUGCCUUUGAAGGACCUGGGGCUUGGCCUGGGGAUCGAACACCUGGGGGACGAGCAGGCGCAGGAGCUGACUGAUGACUACAGCCUUCCAGCCCUCAAGAUGCUGUUCCAGCUGUGGUUGGGUCAAAGCUCUGAAUGUUUCCGUCGGCUCGCUCUUCUCCUCUCACCGCACCGAACUGAGGAGUCUGAGGAAGGCAGAACCAAAGAAGACACCUCCCCUCCUCCAUGUCUAUCACCUCCUCCGGUUCCGCUACACCGGUCCGUUGCCGCCGUGACCGAGCCCCUCCAUCGGGCUCUGGCCAGCUGCCUUGCCGACGUACAGCGCAGCUACGACUUCCACCGGCACUUCGAGAUGCAGCCAAGGAUGACUAGCUCCGACAGGAGCGGACGUGUGAAAGAGAAAUGCAGAGAGCUUAACGUCCUCCACACAUCCAUCCGAAGCCUGCAGCUCCACCUCAAGGCACUGCUCAGCGAGAUGAUCAUUUUGGAGGAUGAUCUGGAAAAGCUGAUGGUGUCUAAGGAGCUGACGGAGUUGUCGCUUGAAGGCUACCAGGGCCUGAGCGAGCGGCUGCAGCAGCUGCAGCCCCACAUGCAGGCCAGCACCAGAUGCUGGGACGACACAGUGGGCCAGGUGGAGCGCAUGCUGAGACGGGCCAAUGCCUAUCCAGGUAACUCUGACACUGAACAGUUGGGUCCUCUUGUUCCUGAGGUUCCUGCUCCUCCUCCGUCCUAUCCGCUGAUCCUGGACAGAGACCCGGUGCCAGAGGAAAUGGAGUUAGAGGCCUAUGUCUCCGACUCGGACUCCGAUGGAGAAGGGAGAGGUUCAUGGUCCGACAUGCUGUCCCCAGAGGAGCGGGAACGACAGCGGAGGGAGAGGGAGGAGUCGGGCCGCGUCCUGUCAGAGCUGAAAGCCGUUCUGGGUUUUCGUGCGUCCGAGGGGGAGAGGAUGAAGAGGAAGCAGAUGCUGUUCAGCGACCAAGCUGCUGCAUCGCCUUCAGUUCUAACUCAGAGUCCUGAUCCUGCUGCUCCGGGUUCUGUGGGCACUGCAGGAACUGGUGCUGAGGAAGGAAACUACCUAUCUGAGUGCCCUGCAGGAAACAAAGGGGAGGAAGGGGAAGGAAAGGACGACAGGGUGAGGCCCGACCCUGUUACAGAGUUCAGCUGCGGCUUGGAGGAAAGGGAGUUGGGAGGACCUUCUGUUUGUGGCGGAGGAGGAGCAUCAGAGCUGCACCAGUAUGACGGUGUCAUGGAGGAGGAAGAGGAACGUCAGAACGGUCUGGACUGCUUCCUGAAACCUAGAAUCCCCGCUGUGUCGGUGAUGGACAGGCUGACGGGGCUUCAUGGCUCAGAGACGCUCAGCUUUAGCUCCGCACUCGCCGCUCAGGUGGCGGCGCGCUCGCAGUCGCUUGUCAACAUGGAGGAGAUGAUGUUUGGAGAUGAAGAUGAGGAGGAAGAAGGAGAAAACUCCAGAACCUCAGCGAAGGAUUAGGCAUUAAGCCAACUGCUUUGACAGAGCAGAGACCGUAUUUAUGUCUGAAUGUCUCGGUCUGGUCUGUAUAACGUCCUCUUACCUUCUGAUGUUCCAUCUGUCCAUCCAUUAUUCCAUCACUGUGCUUUAUCUACAAUUCAUAUUGCUGUGGAAACUCAGGAAUAAGAACCACUAACACAAAAAAAAACAGAACCUCCCAGUGUCAGCGACGUUCGAGUUGCAGAAUAUCCUCAGUCACAACCAGAUUAUUUAAUAUCUUCAGUCUUUUCUGCAGAUGCAGAAUAAAAAUCUCUCUUUGAUUACAAUCACUUUUUAUUUAGCUGAUUGUUCUCACAACAUCGGUGUGAAUAAAGCGCCCCAGACGGUUACUGGAAACAAACUUCACUGUUCAACUCUGUGUUUAUCCACUACACAAAUGUUUGUUAUAUGAAUUUAGCCAAAUUUGUAUAUAGUCAUAACUUUUUCUAUUCUUAAAGAACAUUUUCAUUCUUUUAUAAGACAAAAUUUACCCUCAAAUCUACAUAAAUGUACCUUAUACUUAAUGAACAGCGGAAAAACUGGCUGAGCUGAUGUAUCAUUUAAACUUGGACCUCAAGCUGCCUCCUUUUACUACAGCUUGAGACAAAUAGCUGUUUUAGUUGAUGAAAUAACUUAAGACCAAAAAUUAGUUUCUGAACCUUACUACUUUCCAUUAAUAAUAAUAAUAAAUAUACAGCACCCUCUAACCUUUUGGUACCACUAUGAAAAAUGUGUAAGAAGCUUUAAAAUAUAGAAACAUUUGGAAAAAUCCAGCCUCUAAUUGGUUAAAACUUAUUCAGUAGAGGGAAAAAAAAUCCAAAUUGGACUUGCGCCCUGCUAUCCAUGUAUUUUACCAACUGAACAGGACUCGAUCUAACAUUUUAGAGUGCAAGGUUCCCAAGGUCUUUAGUAGAGAAACAGACCCACAUCAUCACUCUUCCUCCAUCGUGGACCAGUGGGCACAAAGGGCUUUGGCGUUUCACACAAAGCCAGAGUGUUUGUUGCAGAAAAGCUCAAUCUUAGUCUAAUCUGACCAAAGCAACAUGGUUCUAAUUUAAGUCCAAGUGGCGCUCACACUCCUGUUGCCUAUAAGAAUACCCAUUUGGCCAGCAGAUGGCUUGAAUUGGUUGUUAGAGUUCCAGUUGUAAUGUUUUUAAUUACUGCUCUGACCAAUUUUUAAGCACAGCUAGGAGAAAAAAUUAAAUUUUACAAAAAUGCUUUGGUUCCAUUUAGUUUAAGUUAAGAUUUGACUUUUUUGGAUUUUUCAAAAUUUUUUAACUUGGCUGCUGCAAUAAAAGGUGAAUGUCUUUUAAAGGCUUUUUAUUCAGGGUGCCAAUAGGUUUAAGGGUGCUUAAUGUUUUUAUCAGACUCAUCAUCGUUGGCCUUAAAUUACAUCUGUUUAUUGGAUCAGAUUUCAAAUGAAUUCCACUUAAUAUUCAGUCUGAAUUUGUUGGUAGUAAAUGUAGACUGUUAGACUAAAGAGGAAUGUAGAUUUUGGUGUAAAAGAAAAAGUUUGAGGCUAAACAAACUGAUUAGGAAAAUAAAGGCUAAUUUCAGGUACCUGUGCAGAGCAUGUGGAGAAAAAAAUAACUGAAGACUGUGUAGCUUUGCAGUAAAUAUAGUACAGUUUGUACCUUUGUUGGUGUAUAAACAUGAAUAGUCCUGCAGUGAAGUCCAAAAAACAAUCAAUCUGAACACACUGUGCAAAGCACGACUCAGCUGGCUUCUCCCAAACACGUGAGGGGAGAAGAGGAAGUCUUGUGCUAUUUCUUUUACAGUCACUGCCCUAUUUUUGUCCUGUCCUCCUCCUUUCCUCCAUGUCAUCUGCUCUGAGGGGGGGACCAAGCGGAGCGUACACUCACAGUGACAUGCUUGGAAAGCACUACUGUAUCUAAAGAGAACUCAUGCCUCAAAUCCUAUUUCAUCAGUGUGUGUGUGUGUGUGUGUGUGUUUACGGGGACAUGUCAGGGUUUGAAGUGUCUGAUGUGAAUGUAAUUUACUGCGGUGAAAAUUUGAAGCUUAAAACACAUUUUUGUGAAGGAAAGCACCUGAGAGUCAUGACGUUAGCCCGUCCUCCAUCCCCACCUCGUCACCAUGUUUGCCUUGUCCCAAACCUUCCUGCAUUUUUCCACUCUGAAAUAAAGCACCACUCUGGAAGUGUUGAA
Girardinichthys multiradiatus is the source of this 4721-nucleotide messenger RNA. RefSeq names its product vezatin, adherens junctions transmembrane protein (gene vezt). The record is from RefSeq and is a predicted model, not a curated record. Gene Ontology annotation, biological process: cell-cell adhesion. The transcript has 12 exons. Gene Ontology annotation, molecular function: myosin binding. Bases 139 to 2538 code for a protein of 799 amino acids. Gene Ontology annotation, cellular component: plasma membrane. NCBI's taxonomy places the organism in Eukaryota, Metazoa, Chordata, Actinopteri, Cyprinodontiformes, Goodeidae.